CACGGAAGUGACCGGAGCAGCAUAAAGCGGUCCGCGCCGUUCCCAGUCGCUCUAACUGGUUCAGACAGCGGCCAGUUUAACAGUUCCAGCUGACCUCGGUACUUUUAUCCAGAGACGGCGGGAUGGAGAAAGGGAACUUUUUAACCGUUUCUUUGAGUCUGGUUGUAGUUUUAGCUUCAGCCGGAGUGAACUGCUCAAACCCUGGAUUUAGGAGAGUGAAGAAGGCGCAGGUUUUGGGGUUUGAUUGGAAGAACUGCGGGAAGCCAGAUGCUCCAGCUGUCCUCGAGAGUCUGACGGUGUCUCCAGACCCGAUCUCCAUCCCAGGAGAUCUGACGGCCUCUGCGUCUGGAUCCACGACUGUAGAGCUGGACUCCCCUCUGUCUCUGAGCGUGGUCCUGGAGAAGGAGGUGGCCGGUUUCUGGGUAAAGAUUCCGUGUUUGGAUGAUCUGGGCAGCUGCCAUUACGAGGAUGCUUGUGAUCUCCUGAACCAGGUGAUCCCUCCAGGUCAGGACUGUCCUGAACCGCUGCACAGCUACGGGCUGCCCUGCCACUGCCCCUUCAAAGCCGGCUCGUACUCUCUGCCUCAGUCGGACUUCUACCUGCCUGACAUGGAUCUGCCCUACUGGCUGACUAACGGACAUUACCGCGUUCAGGGCGUGCUGGGCAGCGAGGGCAACGAGCUGGGCUGUCUCAAAAUCGCCCUGGCCCUUCACUCCGACUAAAACCAACACCAAGGACACACCAGAGGUUUCAGGUCUUUUUGCACGUAAACAUGAUUGAAAACUGGGAAAUGAAAGCAGAAGUUGCACAAAGUACUGAGAUUUAAAAGCCUCACUAAAGGUCAAUGAAAAAUAUGUUCUGCAUUAACUUGAAGGUUGAACUUCUGCAGUCUUAGAACGCUUCUGAUGCACGCUCAGCUAGUUAAUUUAGUUACAAAGAAAACCACGAUCCCUGCUUCAAUGCUUCAGUGAUAACUAGACAAUCACACAAACACAAGUUUAAUGAAAUCUGAUCUUAACAGUGUUUCCUCUUUUAUAGGGCCUAGAAACAUAUAAACUAGAACGUUACUGCCAGGAUAAUGUCUCCAAGUUUCUCCAAGUGUUCAAUCAUCUCUGAAACAUUUAAAAAAAUACUUUGGAUGGAUAGAAAAAGUAAUUUUAAUGUUAUUUUAUUCUUUAAUGCUUGCAAUUCAAGUUAGAAUAACUUUCCUUUGAGUUAAGGUUAGCUGUUUCCAUUAUUUUAUUUAAUAUAAGCACCAAUAUGCACCAUAGGACCAAAACACUGGUAACUUUUCAGACUGAACACAGAAACUACAUCCCUAAAAUCCAAACAUGAUCAGAUAUUCUUCUUAUUUUGACUCUAUUGUCUGUUCAAGGUCCACAACGAAAGAAAUAAUCACCCCGUUAUCAACACCAGUGAUGAUGGUUUUUUGGUCUAAGUCUCCAGCAGAGCCAACAUUUCUCUCAUGUUUGACCAUGAAAAUAGCUCAGUUUGUCCAACAGGUCACUUCUGCCUGAUUAAAAAACUCUCCUCUGAUUCGCUGGUAGGCAGCAUUUCAUCAAUACAACUCAACUUUUACACAUCAGCUUCCACCAUCAGUUCGUGCCACGUUAGAUGCCGAUGGGCCGAUGUCUGUGAAAAAGGGCCGAUACCGACCAGUACAGGCUUUAGACCGAUGCUUCUUUGCAUCCCAGAUGUUGCAUUACACUCAGCUCACAGUACGCCAGGAUACCGUCUUCACAUGAGGAUUUGAUCAGGAUAUUGUUGGUUCCUCUUGGUUUUCUCCCCCGUGUUAGCAGUGUGGUCUUGUUUUCUCUGUUGACUGAUGACUCAGCCUGUCCUGGGCCGAGGGUGGCAUGCCUCAAUGUUGUCACAGCCCAGCUCUAUUCCCUUGGAUAGGGGAGAAAACAGCCACCAGCUGUACCACAGAGCUAAUAUCCUGUUCGCCGGGCCACCCUGCAUUGUCAGUGGCCGCUGCCCCGGCAUGUGAGCAGGGUUUAACAUGGAGCCUGGAGCCAUUGUCGUUCAUCCUCAUGUGUUGUUCCAAGUCUGUGACCCUGCUGUCCUGGUCGGCAAACCACCUUUUUUUUUUGUUUGUUUUUUUUUUUAGCAUUCUGGAUAUGCCGCUUUCACCUCCUCCAACUCCAGGACGCCCGGUGAAAGAGUCAAGCAACUUUGUAAAGACCCCCUCAGCUGAUGGAGCCCUUUUAGGACCCAUGGCGACUGGUUUCCAGGCUUCACUGGUUGUUUUUGCUGCAUCUGCUGUUAGUAUAGCAGCUAUCAUCGGUCUGCUUGGGAAUGAUUUUUUAAAAAGAUAAAUAUUUGGGCUGUUUAUGCCUUUACUUGAUAGUGGAGGGUUAGGGUUAGGGUUAGACAGGCCUACAGUGGUGGUGAGAGAGUGGAGGAGAAAGGUGUGGGACAGAGGCCACAGGCGGGACUUGAACCCGGGCCGUCAGCUUGCAUGGGGAACAACCUUACGGCGAGGCCACCUGCACCCAUGUGAAGAUGAUUUCUAGUGUAAUUCUCAGGCACAGUAUCUCUUUUAGAAAUAAAUGUAAGUAAUAUUGAGAGUUUUGAGGUUUUAGUCACAAAUAAGACUGUAAAUAUUUUUUCACCAUACAGAAAAAUCCCCAGAGCACGCAGUGGAUGCAACAGUCUCAUGGUGGUACAAAUGUUUUAGCCAGACGGCGCUCACAGCCUCGGUUUCAGAGCUCCUCAGCGGCGUUUUUUACUGCUUUGUUCUGGAAGUUUACCUCGGCAUUCCUCGUUCGUAUUUAUUUAUGUAGCUCAGCCUCCUGAACAUGUCAGCGAUAAAAAACUGAAAGGACUCUGAUGAAAAGGAGUCCUGUCCUGGCUUUAGCAGCAGCUACAGAGCUGUACACUUCCUGUAAACUUUACCCUCCAAAAUACAAGUCUGAGCAGUUUCUCUGCCACCACUGCUUGUUGACAAAGCUGGUAUGUCCCAUCACCUCCUGAUUUUGAUUGGUCAGUGACAGAGAUGAGCCUGUUUUUCAAGUUUUCAGCUAAAAACAGAGGGCGCUUUAGCACCGUGAUAAUCUUUGCCUUUUCUGAGCUGCACCAGUUUGCAUUUAUUUAAACUGUGGAGUCAAUAUUUUUCUUUAUGAAAAAUGAUUUCCUAAACUUCUGUUCAGAUUUAAGGAAUUCUAAAUCAAAUCCUGAAUCAAAUGUGUGCUCCUCUCCGAUGAUACUGCAGCUCAUUGCUCAGCUCUCGCUCUGUAGUGAUGGAAAGUUGAUUCUAAUCAGAUUUAGUUGGAAACUCCUCAGAUGAACAAAGCAGCAGCGUGUGCUCCUGGCACUGAAUUAAAGAGAGCUUUUCAAAGACACAGAGGCUCCGACUCAUUAAGGUUAGACUGUUUCCUCUAAUUAGAGACAGAAAUCCUUUAUCUCUCCUGAGAUUUAGACACAGACACACCAGUGCAGCUGUGGUGCUGGAUGCAGUUUCUGCAGUCUUGUCUGAAUCCUGCACAGAUCCGAGCUCUCAGGCUGACCGAGUUCAAGGAGGGCAGGUAGACUUUACUGAGAGACUGGACUCUGAAAAUGUGAUUUUGGUUUAUUUAAAAGUGCAAAAGAAAGUUUCCUUCCUGAGUGGAGCUAGAAAAUACGACUCAGCAGAAAAGGAAAACCAACAGUCUCAUCUUUGUGAUUUUAAUGUCCCCACACUUGUGGAUGAAGCCUUUUUAAAAUCAUUUAUAUUUCUUUCUUGUAGAGAUCAGAAAUAUAUUUUUGAUUAUCUUAAUUUUGCAGAAGUUUAAAGUAACAGGAGUUUAAGCUGAUUUGUUUAAGCUUUUAGAAGUAGACUCAUAGACUCAUGGAGCUUUGUUAAUGAAGGCCAAGUGUAACAUCCAGGUUUGACCACUAGGAGGAGAUGUUUAAUGCCAAAAUACACCGUCUCAUAGUCUCAUACCACGACACAAACUGCAGUGUGCCUGAGUCUGUUCUCCUGAUCUUGAUGCUGACAUUUUAGAUAUGGCAAGACUUUUCAAUUUCACUUUAAAAAUAAAACAAACUUUUAUUUUGAAAGCCUGUUGGAUUGAAAAGUAGCUUCAUAGCAGUUUUUUUUUUUUUUUUAACCCAAAGCUGCAACGAGAGAAAGAGAAAGCAGCAGGCUGACAAUUAUUGACAUUUCUCAGUCCAUUUAGAGUCUUCCAGAGAAAAAAUGAAUGUUUGAUUCUCUUACAAACACAGAUUAAAGGAUCGCAUGUGCUUCCAACACAGGUGUGCAGUUUGACCUGUGCUCAGCUGUUUGGCUGCAGCUUCAGGUUUUAGAAUAAUGGAGGCCUAGACCUCCUUUUAGUACCCAGGUAUCAAAACAGAAAGCAUUACAACUGUAUGUUUCUCAUAAUAAAGUUUUAAAAGUCUGGGGCUGUUAACAUCCUACUUUACUCAUGAAAUUAUAAAUAGAGUCACAAAGCUCAGUCUUUCAGUUACUGCCAAAAAACCCGGUGAAGAAAGGUACAAAUUCAAAUGCGUCUUUAGCUGACACAUUGUCCUACCGCCUGCAAGCAUUGGAUAUUUCACAAAAGAGGUAUAAAUAAAUAAAUCAAUAAAUACCUUCAUCUAAGUCUGCUGGUUCUGGUUUAAACUGCAGUUCCUGGGCCAUGUCUGAAGAGUUUCAUUGGUGCCAUGUGGAUCAGAAAUCACAAACUCAUGAGAGAACAAAAACAUGCAAACAGCAUCACAUGGAAAUCAUGGAAAUGUUUUUGUUCACCAUGAAACAGGAAGGAUUUUUUUUCUCAGAGACUUCAGACACUGUUAGAGCUUUAAGUAUGAUCAUAGUGGAUUAAAAUGUGCCAAAACAGUUCUAAUGAUGUACAGAAACACUGUUUACCAAGCAAGUUUGACUGUUUUACAGUAACUUCAAAUCUUUUCUGAUUCAGAAUGAGAGUUUUAGUCUCAGGAAGUUUGUCGCCUGUAAGUUUAGUGACUUGUUUUAACAGGGAGAGCCUGGAUGUUCUUGUCCUGUGAGUUUUACUGAUAUUCGGAUUAGAAGAGGCCCUCAUUGUGGGCUGAAUUCAAGAAGAACCUCUUAGACCCUCAUUGAUAUCAGUCCUCUCCUUUUUUCAGUCAAAAAUGUUGUGCUUGAUUUUUUAUUCUGUGUUUUAAGACUCUGAGAAAGAAAACCUUCCUGUUCCAUGGCGAGCAAAACUCCCCAUGAUGACUUCUGCUUAAGCUCACUGGAACCCACUGGCACGAGAACCACACCAUUUCUGUUCUUCACAUCACAUGUGUGUGAAGUUUCUGCAGUUUUUAAAGGGGGUGAGUUUUACCUUCCUAACGAUGUCGUGGUACUAGAAUAGCUCUAAUGUUAGCAGGAGGGAGCUGCUGUUCCAUUAGUGGGAUUAUUCCUUUAAAAGCAGCAGAUUUGUUUUAAAUUUGUGCUUCUUUAUUUUUGUGGGCAGUUCUUACCUGUGCAGGUGUUACAUGGACUUAAAGGAAGCUGGCCGUUAUAAUACAUUCAUUCUUCCUGUUUGUAUGGCGGUAAACAUGGGGGGAAUGAUUCUAGUUUACUGAGAAUGGACACGUUAGCUUUUACCUGCUGUUUCUGAUGUUAGUCCUAUCAUUUUGUUCCUGUUAAGAAGUCUAAUGGAAACCAGCAUCUGCUUUCAGUUCUCAUUUUAUUUAUCAUUCUGCCUUUUCUACUUCCUGUUUUAUUCUCAGUCUGUUUUUUCAUAACCACUGAUUGUUUUUUUUGUUUUUUUUUAUAAAAGAGUUUUCAGCCAAUAAGCUGAAGCUCUGCAGGGAAUUUAGCAGACUUGUUUCUUGCAGUGUGACUGAUGUAUAUUAGAUUUGUACUGAUUUUUUUAUCAUGAUUGUUGUUAGUUUCUUUUCCCUAAGUGCCUGCUUAGAUCAUUAAGAGGAAAAAAAUGAAAUUAAAUAAAAAAAGAGACAAAAGAUGAAAUCCAGACGUGUUUUAUUAGAUAAUCAUGAUUUGAUUAUAUUUUAUGUUUUUAGAGUCUAGCUUAUGAAUUUGGAUGAUGAGCUAGUUUCAAUGCUGAUGAAUGUUUCCACAUACACCAUAUACUCUUUUUAAUAAACCUGACACCACAAACA
Molecule: messenger RNA, 6072 nt
Organism: Cheilinus undulatus (humphead wrasse)
Lineage: Eukaryota; Metazoa; Chordata; Actinopteri; Labriformes; Labridae
Product: ganglioside GM2 activator-like
Exons: 4
Coding region: 123-722 (199 amino acids)
Biological process (GO): lipid transport; ganglioside catabolic process
Cellular component (GO): cytoplasmic side of plasma membrane
Molecular function (GO): lipid carrier activity; enzyme activator activity
Source: RefSeq, a predicted model, not a curated record